Messenger RNA from Macrosiphum euphorbiae (potato aphid), 582 nucleotides. NCBI's taxonomy places the organism in Eukaryota, Metazoa, Arthropoda, Insecta, Hemiptera, Aphididae. The record is from the annotation of a GenBank genome assembly.
AUGCCUAGACAACAAAUUUAUUUAAUUGGACCCAUGAAUAAUCAAAUAACUGGUUCUAAAUUGCCUUUCAAGAGGGACUGUUUGUCUGUUUUAUUUUAUAAUAUGCGCUUAGUAAACCUAAAUUUACAUGAUAGUUCACGUUUGGUUAUUGAUGAAUGUUCAAUUUUUUGGAAGAAAGCUCGAAUUCCAACUCAUGAUAAUUCAGAUUGCAUUAAAAAACUGAAAAAAUUAUACGAAGAAUGGAGAAAAUUAGACAAAAAUAAAACACGAACAACAGAAUUACAGAAAACACAUGAAAACAAAUUCGAAGAACAAUUAGACAAUUUAUUUGAUUUAUCCCACGCCAAUGCCUUAAAUUUAAUUAAAAUAGAAGAAGAUAAGCAAUUUUUAUUAAGACAACGAGAGAAAGGUCGUCCUGGUUGUAUGCUUGGUACGGAUAUGAAAUUAGCGGGUAUUGAAAAACGUAAAGCGACUCUUAAAGAAAAUGAAGAUGGACGAAAAAAACGACGAGAACUGGAAACCUUAAAAUUAACCGGUAAGUUAUUAAAUAUAGGCAAUUCAAUUGUAUACGUAUUUUCUUAA